Messenger RNA from Toxotes jaculatrix (banded archerfish), 2367 nucleotides. It is a transcript of the gene wipi1, whose product is annotated as WD repeat domain, phosphoinositide interacting 1. The record is from RefSeq and is a predicted model, not a curated record. Lineage: Eukaryota; Metazoa; Chordata; Actinopteri; Toxotidae. Gene Ontology annotation, molecular function: protein binding; phosphatidylinositol-3-phosphate binding; phosphatidylinositol-3,5-bisphosphate binding. Gene Ontology annotation, cellular component: cytosol; extrinsic component of membrane; phagophore assembly site membrane. The transcript has 13 exons. The coding region runs from base 231 to 1604 and encodes 457 amino acids. Gene Ontology annotation, biological process: protein localization to phagophore assembly site; autophagy of mitochondrion; protein lipidation.
GCAGGCUUCGAAUAACCGACCUCUGAAAUAACCGCACUGAAACAUUAUCAUAAUUCAUUUCUGGCGGUGAAAACCAACACCUCUGCCUCGCGCGCUCACUUCCACGUCACCUGGUCUACAUUUUCUUCCAAAUUGGAGCCGUCUUCCGCCGACAUCCAGCGAAGAGGUGCAGCCGAUCCCAGGCCUCCAAUCCAGGGCGGAGGGAGGGAAGGAGGUCGCUGGGAAUCGGGAUGGAGACCGGAGAGGGAGCCGGCGGGCCUGGUGGACCGGACGGACCGGGGCUCCGGUUUGGCUGCGCCUCUUUCAACCAAGACUCCACGUCACUGGCUUUGGGAACAAAGACCGGCUACAAGCUGUUUUCUCUGACCAUGGUGGAAAAACUGGACUGCAUCCAUGAGAGUGCAGAGACUCCAGAUGUCUACAUCGUGGAGCGUCUCUUCUCCAGCAGUCUGGUAGUCGUGGUGAGCGCCGCCACGCCGCAGCGAAUGAACAUCUACCACUUCAAGAAGGGCACGGAGAUCUGCAACUACAGUUACCCGAACAACAUCCUUGCGGUCAAGCUCAACAGACAGAGACUUGUGGUGUGCCUUGAAGAGUCCAUUUACAUCCACAACAUCAAAGAUAUGAAGCUGCUCAAGACUCUGCUUAACACUCCGUCCAACCCCUCAGGUCUCUGUGCUCUUUCUAUUAAUCAUUCCAACUCCUUCCUGGCAUACCCCGGCAGCGCCACCAUUGGGGAGAUCAUAGUGUACGAUGCCAACAAUUUGAACCCAGUGACCAUGAUCCCAGCUCACGACAGUCCUGUGGCAGCUCUCACCUUCAACGCCUCGGCCACCAAACUUGCCAGCGCCUCAGAGAGAGGCACCGUCAUCCGAGUGUUCUCCAUUCCUGAAGGCCUGCGCCUGUUUGAGUUCCGCCGCGGCAUGAAGAGGUACGUCACUAUAAGCUCUUUAUCCUUCAGCCCUGAUGGCCAGUUCCUCUGUGCUUCCAGCAACACAGAGACGGUGCAUAUCUUUAAACUGGAACAACUGGGACCAAGCGGAGGGGAUGAGGCUGCCACCUGGACAGCCUACAUGGGGAAGAUGUUUUCAGCAGCCAGCAGCUACCUCCCUGCUCAGGUAUCUGGCAUGAUGAGCCAGGACCGAGCCUUCGCCACCGUUCACCUGCUCUCGUCUGGCCAGAGGAACGUCUGCACCCUUGCCAUGAUCCAGAAGCUUCCACGGCUGCUGGUGGCCACAGCCAACGGCCACUUGUUCAUCUAUAACGUGGAUCCGCUGGACGGAGGCGAGUGUAUGUUAGCCUACAAACACAGGCUCUUUGGUGAUGACGAUGACCAGGAUGAAAUAACAGAGUCAGAGGGGUCAGAGGUCACAGGGCCAGCACAGGCCUGUCCAUCCUACGCUGCGACCGCUGCCUUACCGGCCUCUGGACCUGUCACUGCGACCCUCACUGGCUACUCUGAAGAUGGUGGGGCAAAGAAAGGCGAAGUCAUUCCAGAACACGAGUUUGCCGCCGGACCUGUGUGUCUGGACGACGAGAACGAGUUUCCUCCCAUUAAUUGGUGCCGCGACGGGACUGGAGGUGGCCAGGGGAGGCGUUCGUGAGUGGGUAGAAGGACAGAUGGACAGACAGACAGGCACCAGCAAGAGAGAUGAACAGCAAAAAAAAAAAAAAAAAAAAUCUUUCAGGGUGCCAAGUUUUUUUUGUUUUGUUUUUUUCAUUUAGAAAAUAACAUUGAUUCACAUUAACAUUCAAGAUGACCUGGGAAACAAAACACUGAGCAAGAAGUAGUAGUGAAAUUUAGCAAGAACCACAAUUUGGUCCUCAUGUUACAUAAUGAUUGUGUUAAAGCUACACUUCUGAUUUUUGUCAUAGCACCAAUUGUACCUCUAAACUUCCUCUUAAGUUUGCUGUUGAGUUUCAGAACAUCAGCUGUGAGCUGGGUGGAAAUUUCAGAACAUUUGGAGGCAUCAUCAAAAAAAAAAAUCAGGGUGUUUAUCUUUAAGGAGUGUUGUAUGAAACGAUGAGGUGCAUGCUGGAGCAGAAAUAUAACCACAGUUUUCAUAGCUUUAUUACUUGACAAAUAUUUUAUUAAGUUGCAUUAUUGUAGCAACAUUUUUAUUUUUCUUGUCGAUAAUAUCUUAUAUUACAAAUUGUUGUUGUUGUUUUUUAAAUCUCUAUCGUAUUUUACUGCAUUGACAUGUAUUUGCCCUCCUGGAUACAUUUCGGAAGGUGUUGUAUGUACUGUAUGUUUGUUUGUGCCUGUUAUCAUUUGUCAGAGAGCAAAGUAUUUUGCUAAUUGCACAAGACCAAACCAAGUCAAAGAAACACAGAAAUAAACACAGAGUGGAGUAAGAAUUAACCUAU